UCAUACCCUUUUUCCGGCCUGUGCGUUCCACCUUACUUCCGGGUUUUGUGUUCAACACAAAGGAAGUGAGUUUUCAUAGCUUCCUGCAGCCUCCCAGUGACAGUGUCCGUCGAGAUCAGGAGGGGGAGUAUAUAGAGGAACACAGGGGUCUGUACAAGGACGUGAUGAUGGAGAAUCACCGGCCCUUCACAUCACUGGAUGGGCCCAGGAACAGAGAUACCCCAGAGAGAUGUCCCCGUCCUCUGUAUUCCCAGGACUGUACAGAGGAGAAUCACAGGAUCCCACAGGAGGAGCAGUGUGAAGCGCUGUCUAAUAUAAAUGUUGAAGAUAAUGAAGAGGAUGAAGAGACGUAUGUGACUGAUAUGAAGGCAGAAGAUAUAGAGGGAGAAGAGACGUAUGUGACUGAUAUGAAGGCAGAAGAUAUAGCGGGAGGAGAAGAGACGUAUGUGACUGAUAUGAAGGCAGAAGAUAUAGAGGGAGAAGAGACGUAUGUGACUGAUAUGAAGGCAGAAGAUACAGAUGGAGAAGAAGAGACGUAUGUGACUGAUAUGAAGGCAGAAGAUACAGAGGGAGAAGAAGAGACGUAUGUGACUGAUAUGAAGGCAGAAGAUACAGAGGGAGAAGAAGAGACAUAUGUGACUGAUAUGAAGGCAGAAGAUAUAGAGGGAGAAGAAGAGACGUAUGUGACUGAUAUGAAGGCAGAAGAUACAGAGGGAGAAGAAGAGACGUAUGUGACUGAUAUGAAGGCAGAAGAUAUAGAGGGAGAAGAAGAGACGUAUGUGAGGGGGGAUCAGCAGUGUAAGGAGGAGGAAAUCCCUACAGAUAUCAGCACAGAUGGACCUAGUAACAGAGAUACCCCAGAGAGAUGUCCCCGUCCUCUGUAUUCCCAGGAUUGUACAGAGGAGAAGCCCAGGAUCCCACAGGAGGAUCAGGCUGACGGUCUGACUGAUAUCAAGGUAGAAGAUAUAGAGGGAGAAGAAACAUAUGUGACUGAUAUGAAGGCAGAAGAUAUAGAGGGAGAAGAAGAGACGUAUGUGACUGAUAUGAAGGCAGAAGAUAUAGAUGGAGAAGAAGAGACUUAUGUGACUGUUAUGAAGGCAGAAGAUAUAGAGGGAGAAGAAGAGACGUAUGUGACUGAUAUGAAGACAGAAGAUAUAGAGGGAGAAGAAGAGACGUAUGUGACUGAUAUGAAGGCAGAAGAUAUAGAGGGAGAAGAAGAGACGUAUGUGACUGAUAUGAAGGCAGAAGAUAUAGAGGGAGAAGAAGAGACGUAUGUGACUGAUAUAAAGGCAGAAGAUAUAGAGGGAGAAGAAGAGACGUAUGUGAGGGGUGAUCAGCAGUGUAAGGAGGAGGAAAUCCCUACAGAUAUCAGCACAGAUGGAUGUAACGGCAGGAAUAUCUCGAAGGAAAAUCUAAUCUUUUCUCCAGUUUUUGAAAUAGAAGAUGAUGACAUCAAACAAGAUUCUCUGGGGGGAAAAAACCUCAAUACCCCAAUUAUACAUCCAGUACCUCACAGUGCAGAUGUAUCAUCUGAUCCUACUUCUAAUGAGGAACGUUCUCCUGGUACAUCAAGUACAGCUCUUAGAGUAGAUAAAAUAUGUCCCUCUUUUAUAGAUGCCAAAUGCUCUACAGAGAACACAAAGCUUAUUACCCAUCAGCCAGCUAAGGCAUGUGAGAGUUCGUUUCCAUGCACUGAGUGUGGGAAAUGUUUUUCAAAAAAAUCAUCUCUUGUUAGACAUAAGAAGAAGAGACUUAAAACAAGUGAGAAGCCAUUUGCAUGUUUUGACUGUGGGAAAUAUUUUACAUUGAAAUCAUCUCUUGUUGACCAUCAGAAACAUCACACAGGUGAGAAGCUAUUUCCAUGUUCUGAGUGUGAGAAAUGUUAUACACGAAAAUCACAGCUUGUUAUACAUCAGAGAAGUCACACAGGUGAGAUGCCAUUUCCAUGCUCUGAAUGUGGAAAAUGUUUUGCACAGAAAUCACAUCUUGUUAGGCAUCAGAGAAGUCACACAGGUGAGAAGCCAUUUCCAUGCUCUGAGUGUGGGAAAUGUUUUUCAUGUAAACCACAUCUUGUUAGCCAUCAGAGAAGUCACACAGGUGAGAGACCAUUUCCAUGCUCUGAGUGUGGGAAAUGUUUUUCAUGUAAAUCAAAUCUUGUUACACAUCAGAGAAGUCACACAGGUGAGAGGCCAUUUUCAUGCUCUGACUGUGGGAAAUGUUUCACACAAACAUCAAGUCUUGUUACACAUCAAAGAAGUCACACAGGCGAGAGACCAUUUCCAUGUUUUGACUGUGGGAAAUGUUUUUCAUGUAAAUCAGAUCUAAUUAAUCAUCAGAGAAGUCAUGCAGAUUAGCUGUUGUCAAGUUCUGAUUGUUGGAAAUGUUAGAAAUGAGAUGGUUCACAAAUACUUCCUUUACACUGGAGAAAUGUGUUUACAAGUGAAAUUUAUUUCUAGAAAAACUUAAUUAAGAAUAGUAUUUCUUCUGACCUGGGUGCUUCAUUGACCUCUGUUUCAUGACCCAGAAGGUGAAUAAUCAUAGCUUGUAUUACUGUCCUUGCUGUAAUUGUCAUAUUUUUUGUUUUUAUAUUUGUAAUUUUUUAUUCUGCAGUGUGUAGACACUAGGUACAGGGGUCAAGGCAGUAACAGAGUGCUCUCAUCUAAUAAUAGACCAUAAUAUCAGACCUGACACAAGUUCCUGCCACCAACCUCCUCCCCUCUAUGUAAUACCUAUUAUAUGCUGCAGGGGGCAGGUGACCAGAGCAAUGGGAGGAUAUAACAGGUAUAUCAGAGAGUUAUGUGCUAGAGAGAGAUAAAAGCUCAGUCACACACCAUUAGGACACAUCACCAGUGAGGGGUAAGGACUGUCCUAUUUGUGGUGUCCCCAGUAUGUGUAUAUAUCUGUGUAUGUUAUUAUAUGCUGCAGGGGGCAGGUGCCCAGAGCAAUUGGAGGAUAUAACAGGUAUAUCAUAGAGGUAUGUGCCAGAGAGAGAUAAAAGCUCAGUCACACACCAUCAGGACACAUCACCAGUGAGGGGUAAGGACUGUCCUAUAUGUGGUGUCCCUGGUGCUCCUGAUGGUGUCCCCAGUAUGUGUAUAUAUCUGUAUGUAAUACCUAUUAUAUACUGCAGGGGGCAGGUGACCAGAGCAAUGGGAGGAUAUAACAGGUAUAUCAGAGAGGUAUGUGCUAGAGAGAGAUAAAAGCUCAGUCACACACCAUCAGGACACAUCACCA
Molecule: messenger RNA, 3234 nt
Organism: Pseudophryne corroboree (corroboree frog)
Lineage: Eukaryota; Metazoa; Chordata; Amphibia; Anura; Myobatrachidae
Product: oocyte zinc finger protein XlCOF7.1-like
Exons: 7
Coding region: 165-2354 (729 amino acids)
Biological process (GO): regulation of transcription by RNA polymerase II
Molecular function (GO): RNA polymerase II cis-regulatory region sequence-specific DNA binding; DNA-binding transcription factor activity
Source: RefSeq, a predicted model, not a curated record